AUGCGGCUAAAGACAUCGAUUUUACUGUUCUCAUUGACAGUUCUAUCGAUUACGGCUGAGAAGGAACGGAUGGUCAGUGCAUUUCGAGCUCAUUUCUUUUUUCCAAUUUGUUUUUCAGACGGACGGUUCAGUGUCCCCUCAAGACCAGCACAAACCGGCAGCGCAGCAAAAGCUGAAUUUGAAAUCCGGAAAAGAAAGUGUGGAGAAGUUUGCGAGAGCGUUGGACACAAACAAAGAUGGAUUUGUAGGUCGGUGAUCCUGUUAAUAACUCAGAAUGAAAGUGCUGAGGCUUCAGAUAGAAACGAGAUCCUCGCGUGGGUUUCUGCUUCAUAUCAGAAGACCGUCGACAGAGAAGCCAUCGAGAGAAUGAGCGAAUUAGACGCCGAUGCGAACGGAUUCGUGAGUUUAUUGGGUAGAAGUUGUCGGGAAGCAAAGUGAAACUAUUCAGGUUUCUUGGGAUGAAUACGUGGCUGACUCGUUUCCGGACGAAGAAUUGCACAACAAAGAGGAGGAAACACUGAUUGCGCAGGACAAAAUGUACUUCAAACGUAACAAAUUUUUAGUCGAACCUAACUAAAUUCGAAUUCUGUAUGUUUUCAGAGGCGGACUUGAACGGAGACCACAGGUUGGAUCUGGAAGAACUGGCAAGCUUCAUAAAUCCGGAGCAUCAUCCACAUAUGCACCCGGUGCUCAUCGCUGUCACUCUGCUCGAAAAAGACGCGAACGGAGACGGAGCGAUCGACGAAAAAGAGUUUUUGGGCGAAUUGGACGAUCAGAGAGGGAGCGAAUGGUACACUGUCGAAGUGGAGAGGUCUGUCACAACUCCCAAUGGGCCAAUCGUCUCCCGUUCCAGAUUCCACAACGUGUACGACCUAAACAAAGACGGCAAGCUGUCCGGCAAUGAAUUGAGUGCGUGGCUUCUCAUAGACGGCACCACUGCCGGCUCCUACGAAGCCGAGAGCCUUCUGGCCAACGCGGACGACGACAAGGACGGAAAAUUGUCCUAUGAUGAGAUUCUGGAGCACCACGUACUGUUCGCCAAAACAGAAGCUGCUCAGGAAGCGGACCAUUUGCAUCCGUACUCCCACGACGAGUUAUGA
Molecule: messenger RNA, 1100 nt
Organism: Caenorhabditis sp. 36 PRJEB53466
Lineage: Eukaryota; Metazoa; Nematoda; Chromadorea; Rhabditida; Rhabditidae
Source: the annotation of a GenBank genome assembly